Molecule: messenger RNA, 4346 nt
Organism: Drosophila navojoa
Lineage: Eukaryota; Metazoa; Arthropoda; Insecta; Diptera; Drosophilidae
Gene: lgs
Product: BCL9 domain-containing protein legless
Molecular function (GO): histone acetyltransferase activity
Source: RefSeq, a predicted model, not a curated record
AUGUCAAAAAGAGUCAGUAAAGCUAUUGCCAAUAAGGCUAAGCUAAAGCCAUCGAAUCAAGUGAAUACACCUGCUAAUUCAACAUUGGAUAAAUCAAAUCAAAAUAGUCAAAGCAACUCAACAGUUACCAACAGUAGCAAUACAAAAGCAGCAACAACAAUAGUAACAGCUGUUGCUUCUGCUGCAAGUUCAACGACAACUGUUAAGGAGGAGCCGACAGAUCUCUUGCUGAGCAAUUGCUUGGUGAAUAUGAAGAAGGAAGAUCAUUUCUCGCCAAGCAUGUCGCCAGUGGGAUUUGGAUCGAUUGGUGCAACAGAUCGAUCUGUUACUCCUGUUAAAAUAGAGCUAAGUGAGAAGCCGCCAUCUGUAAUGGGGCUAAGCACUGACAAUGAUCUUGUCAACUGUAAUACGUUGGAUGCUGAUCGUAUGGGUGAUAUAAAUUCCACGAGCUCUAAUCUAAAUGCUAAUCCAACUGCAACUGGACCUGGACUUGGCGAAUCUCUUGGCCUUGGCACCAACGUUUCGCCGAUUGCUGGAGGAGCUGGUACAGGAGUCGCCGGUAGCGGUGGUAGUUGUGGUGGUGGUGCAUCAUCCAAUUUUAUGAGCAAUAACAAUAGCGUCGGCAACUGCUUAGAAUAUAUGCAACAGCAGAAUCAUAUAUUUGUCUUCUCGACUCAACUAGCUAAUAAUGGGGCAGAAUCUGUGUUGAGCGGGCAAUUUCAAACGAUCAUCGCCUACCAUUGCACACAGCCGGCGACAAAGAGUUUUCUUGAAGACUUUUUUAUGAAGAAUCCAAUGAAAAUGAACAAGCUGCAACGACAGAACUCGUUAGGCCUCAACAUUGGCAACAUGUCCGGAACAGGUGGACCAAAUUGGCUCAAUUCAAAUACAAAUUCCAACAAUCCAAGUUCGAAUCCAAAUUUAACCAAAAUGCUGCAGCCGCAGCAGCAGAAAUCGAAGAUUCAUUUUAAUAGCCAAGCCGAUAAGCGAAACAACUUUGGUGAUUCAACAGGAACAGCCGAAUCACUUGUCAACGAAAGCGAAUUGAUGUGCUGGGAGGCAGGAAAUGGAAAUCGCGGCACACUAGACCCAGAUUCGCAAGCUCUGAAACUAUUGGAAGGUGUCGACAGUGUUCUGGGCAAAUGCAGCAGCACAGACCUAAGCACGGAUAGCAAUAUAAUUUCAUUGCAGGGUGUUAAAGUGCCAGACGAAAACUUGACACCGCAGCAGCGACAGCAUCGAGAGGAGCAAUUGGCUAAAUUGAAAAAAAUGAAUCAAUUCCUGUUCCCAGAGAAUGAGAGCGGACCUACAAGCAGCCAUUUGAACAAGCUGCCAAAUGAGGCGGCAAUAGGAAAUUUAAUGAUGAACAUUGCACCGACAGGCGCUGCAUCGAAUGCACAAAUGCGACAAAUGCAAUUGCAAAUGCAAGCGGCUACAGCGGCUACACAGCAGCAACAAAAAUCGGAGCACAUGUCACAGCUGGGCGAGGAUGUGCUGAUGCCAUUGCCAUCUGAUGUUAUUGGAGAUAUUGGAGCUGUUAUAACUUGCAAUAGUGGGCAGAAGAACAACUUGCCGGUAGCAAAUGCAGCAGCUGCGGCGACAGCAGCGUCAGGCGUCGGAGGUGGAGCAGGAGCGGGCCCUGCCACAGCUGUUGGUAUGAAUGUUAACAUGAAUGUUAACAUGCAAUGUUCAAAUAAUCCUAACUUAUUGGCAAAUUCACCAGAACUGAUAAGUGGAUUUGGUAAUACAAAUUGCGUUAUGGGCAUGGGAGUUGGCGACAAAGUAGAAGGCGGUUUGUCUCCCAUGGAGUGGAACAAAUUACAACAGCAGUUUUUCGAAGAACGCUUGAAAGUGGGCAAAGCAGCCUGUCGGCCGACGGGCAUGUCUGGACCUGGCUCCGGUCCUACUCCCCAGUCAACGAUUACGGCAUCGAGUACUAGUAGUACACCAAAUGCUGUCAUUCGAAAUAAUGUACAAGGACCACCACCGCCAUAUCAUCCCACACAACGUUCGGCAUCAGUGCCUAUUGCCACGCAAUCUCCAAAUCCAUCCAGUCCCAAUAAUCUCUCCCUGCCAUCGCCACGCACAGUAGGUGCCCUUGGAUUACCAUCGAAUUCACCUAGCAUGGAACUAAACAGCACAACCAAUUCAUCAACAAGUGGCCCUGUUGGGGGUACAGCAAAUAUAGGUCCCAUAGCACCAUCGAAGAACUGUUUUCCGACUGACUCCGGUUCGCCUCCAAGUCGACAUCGAAAUGCUGGCAACAAUUCAUCAAGCGUCAAUGCUUGUGUGAAUGUGAUGAAUCACCAUCUAAAUAGUAAUCCCGGUACGCCUCUUUCCCACCUUUCGCCCAAGGAUCUAGAAUCGUUCAACACAACUGGUGAAAUAAAAAACACUAGACCAAGUCCGCAGCGUCCUCGGUCUCCAGGAAACCCCAAUGCGAAUUCCAGUGCAAAUAACACGAAUAAUUUAAUCGAACCAAAUAACAUGGACUCACGAUUUCCGGCAACCAGCCCGGGGCUAAACUUUAAUCCACACGCACACGUGCAAAAUAAUCCAAACACUGCCCUAAACGCAUACAAAGGUUCCAAUGGAAACAAUCCUAUCGAGCGUCAAAAUUGUGGACCCAGCGGAGGACCCAUGCAAUUUGGGCGUCGUUCGGAUAAUAUGCCACUGAAUCCGAACAGCAGUAGCAAUCGACCAGCCCAGAAUAAGAUGCCACAGAACUUUGAUCCAAUAUCGUCACUGGCCCAGAUGUCUCAGCAACUAACGAGCUGUGUAUCGGGCGUUGGCAGUCCCGCCGGCGGGUUGAAUAUUAUGGUGCCAGGUCCAGGUUCACUUCCGGGAUCAGUUGAUAUGAAUAUAGAGCAUUCUGCUGCUGCGGCAGCUGGCUUGGUGCCCAAUUUGGAUGGCACCAGUAUGGAACAUAUGAGUAAUGUUUCAAGCAAUUGUCAUUCGAUAAACCCAUUGAUCAAUUCGAUGGGACAGCGCAUGCUAAAUCCUAAACUGGCUGGAUUGGGCCCUUCCAGCUUUAGUCCGGGACCAAAUGGCAUGAUGCGUGAUGUAUCCGGGCACGGACCUGGGCCCGGCUUUCAUGGGAUAUUACCAGCGGGCGCACGAAUGAUGGGUCGCAUGCCGGUCAAUUUGGGACCUAAUUUCAAUCCGAAUGUUCAAGUGAAGGCCAGCACACCAAAUACAAUUCAAUAUAUGCCGGUGAGGCCCCAAAGCAGCAAUACCGGUACUAGCAACAACAACAACAAUAGUAGUAAUAAUAUUGGCAACAAUGGCAAUAUUCGAAUGGCACCGAGCUUGGAGUUCUUGCAGCGAUACGCCAACCCACAAAUCGCAAACCCAAUUGGAAGUGAUGGCAGUCCAAUGGCGAUGAAUAUGAGCUCAGCGCCUGGCGAUCAGCAACAACUGCAGCAGAACAAAAUGAUAAAUAAUCAUAGCAGCAUGAAUUUUUUUCAGAAUUGUAAUCAGCUAGCUGGCCUGGACGAUGAAGUCGUUGGAAGUGUAGGAUUGCCAGGGCAUGCCGAUAUGACACCAAUGAUACGAGGCAUGCGCCCUUCUGGGAUGCGACAACAUGGCGGUUUGAGCAACAUUCGCUUGCAGGCCCCAGCUGGCAACAAUAUUGUGAGUCAUAGACAUCAAGGACAGUUUUCUGGCAGCGCCGAUGGCUUGGAUUGCAAUGAUCCGACUGUCUUGUUUAACAAUGGCGCUGGUAGUUGCAAUUCGCCAGCAAUGUUUGCGGCAGCACAGCAGCAGCAACAGCAGCAGCAACAGCAGCAGCAGCAGCAUCAGCAUCAGCAGCAGCAACAGCAGCAGCAGCAGCAGCAGCAGCAACAACAACAGCAACAACAUCAACCGAAGGGUCAACAGCAGCACAUAAAGUCCAUGCCAGGCGGCAUGUGUCCAAGUCAAGUGGGCAUGCAAGGCUCAGUACCACUCGUACAAUUACCGGGGCAAGGACAUCCUAGCAUGGUUGUUGGCAGCAACAACAGUAAUCUUAUGUCAUCAGCAGGCAACGGGGGGGGUGUCAACUUCGUCGGACCGUCGUCAAAUGAUCUGAAAUAUGCGCAACAAUAUCACAGUUUUCAACAGCAACUAUAUGCAACAAAUACUAGAAGUCAACAGCAGCAACAGCAGCAGCAACAAAUUGGCAACAAUAUGAUACCUAUGCCACCAAAUCUAUCGCCGAAUCCCGCAUUUUUUGUGAAUAAAUAAGAUCGGAGCGGAUUAUAAUCCAUCUGUCGAACGAACGAAAAGCUAGUCUCUGUAUUUGAAAAAAUCGGGCAUCAAAACUAAUCGCAAAAUUGCCAAGAUGAAAUUGCCAUGAAAAGGGAAUA